This is a messenger RNA of Penicillium cinerascens, 1464 nucleotides long. Its product is annotated as FluC/FEX family fluoride channel. The coding region runs from base 1 to 1464 and encodes 487 amino acids. The transcript has a single exon. The record is from RefSeq and is a predicted model, not a curated record. Gene Ontology annotation, biological process: fluoride transmembrane transport. NCBI's taxonomy places the organism in Eukaryota, Fungi, Ascomycota, Eurotiomycetes, Eurotiales, Aspergillaceae. Gene Ontology annotation, cellular component: membrane. Gene Ontology annotation, molecular function: fluoride transmembrane transporter activity.
AUGUCAGCUCUCGCGACUCCGGACGGCCAUGAUGAGGCCAACUCGCAUUCGGAUGACACUAGUAUGACUUUGUCACCUAGUGCAGCAAUGUCGUGCCCACCGAGCGAACCUGUCGAGGAGUCCGAGACAAAUCUAGAUGAAGUCGCCGCACCGCCUCCUGUCUACGACCCGUCGGAAAGGUCGAUUCAACACCACGCAUACUUGGAAACCCAGCUGUCUGAAACAAAUCAUUCUGUUCCACCCAGUCCUGAAGGGGUAAGCAAAGAAAGCGAGGCGUCUACCCCCGACAGCACUGCAGCACAAAAACCGGCGGAAUCUCAUACAAAGCGACGGCUUGUUAAGUUCUCACGAAUAACAUGCAUUCUCAGCUAUCUCAUUAUCUCCUCCAUAUUUGGAACUCUUCUACGAAUGGUGAUUGAAUGCCUGACAUUCUAUCCCGGGACUCCGGUGAACACAAGCGUACUCUGGGCCAAUGUUGGAGGCAGCCUUAUAAUGGGCUUUUUGAGCGAGGAUCAGGAAAUCUUCUGCCAUGAAGAGGUAAAAGUUUGGGCUGUUGAGCCAGAGAGAUGGGAUAACGCACGACGAACUGCGCAUGUGAAGGCACACAAGAAGACCGUGCCUCUUUAUAUCGGAUUGACGACCGGAUUCUGUGGCAGUCUGACGUCCUUUUCCACUUUCAUUCGUGACGUGUUUUUUGCACUCGCCAACAUGCUACCUAUGCCUUUUGGCCCUUAUGCUGAUGUCUCCCUGUUUGCUUCUGCGCCGAGGGAUGCCAUGGCUCCAAAUGGAGGAUUCAGCUUUAUGUCUAUUAUUGCGGUUUUGUUUAGCGAGGUUUGUUUAUCACUUGCUGGUCUCUUCCUAGGGGCCCACCUUGCAAUUGCUGUAUCCCCAUGGACCCCUAGCCUUCCUCUAGCAUGGCUUCGAAAUGUGUUGGAUCCGAUUAUCGUCGUCCUUGCGUGGCUCUCAUGGGCGGCGAUGAUUUGUCUCGUCAUUCUACUGCCACAAAAUUCAAGGCUCAGCACUAUUUGGAGUGCGGAGCUCUGGAGAGGUCCCGUUCUCUAUGCUUUGAUAUUUGCGCCGGUUGGUUGCCUGGCUAGGUUCUUCAUUUCAUUGAAACUCAAUGGUCGGGUUCCUUGGUUCCCGAUGGGAACAUUCACGGUGAAUAUAGGAGGCACAAUGGUGCUCGGCAUGGCGUACACUCUCCAGCAUGCCUCAAUCGGUACGUCCAGUCUCGGUGGGGGAAGUUAUAUUGACUGUCAGGUUCUCCAAGGAAUCAUGGAUGGAUUUUGUGGAUCCCUUACCACGGUCAGUACAUGGAUACUAGAAUUGUCGGAUCUUCGCAGACGCCACGCAUAUUUGUAUGGUGGCGUGAGUGUUGUGGUUGCAUUUUGCGCCCUGGUUGUAGAGAUUGGAAGCUUGAAGUGGACUCAGGGCCUUGUCACUCCAUUGUGCUUUGUUGAAUGA